GAGAAAUUGAUAUUAUUAUCUGAUGUCUUUUUCAGCAUGUAUGGACACAUAAGAUUUUAAAGAGAAGUAUUUUUGAAAGGGAAUCAGUGGAAUAUAAGAGCACAGAUGGUGGUGACAACAAACAGCUUACAUCAUGUGAAGCUCCAUCAUAUUUAUAUCUGAAAGUGAAUGCUCCAGUUAUUCUAACAGUGAAUUUGAGUGACAAACUUGUGAAUGGAAGCAGAGGAAAAGUUAAAGAACUGAAGAAAGAUUCUGUGAUGGUGUAUUUUGAUAACAUAGCUUCCACCAUUGAAAUUCAGAAACAUUUGUUCACUGUGUAUGAUAUUCAAGUAAAACGUGAUGUAGCAACACGGCUACAGAUACCGCUGAGGUUAGGAUAUGCGUUUACAGUGCACAAGGCUCAAGGGUUAACCCUUGACUGUGUAGAAGUUGACUGUAGAAAUAUGAACUUCCCAGGCCAACUGGGUGUUGCAAUAGGUCGUGCUACAAGGACGGAAGGACUCCGUGUUAUCAACUUUAAUAAAUGUUUUCUGAAAAAGCAACCAAAUAUUAUUGCAUCAUUUUAUGAAUCCCAAUCAGCUCCACUACUGCAGAGUAAGGAGUGCUGUGCACAACCUAUUCACACUGAAGAUGCCAAAAUAUUGGAAUAUGAUGUAUCAACUCUGUCACGGGUAACAGAAAAUUGGUCUGAAUCAGACAGCUUUGAUGAAGACUCUGAUGUGGAUGAUUCAUUACAAACCUUGCAAGUUGAAGAUUUACCUGCUGAAUUUCCAAUUCAGAAUUUGCCAGAGGAUAUUGAUCUAGACAGAAUUAUUAGAACUGACAUCUAUUCUUGUCCUCAAACUCAAAAUCAAGUGUUGUUAAAUGCAGAUCUCAAUUACCUCCUUACUCAUUUUGAGGAUACAAGUACCUUCGCAAAACAGAUAUGGAAAAGUUUCACUGAUGUAUUCAACAGUAGUAUUCCAGAUGACAAAUCUGUGGGAAACAAACACCUGACUAAAUAUCACAAAGAUGUGGUACAUUUUCUUUCCAAGGACACAUACAAAAAAAUGGUGGCAAAACUUUUCUCCAUAACAGAAGUUCAGGUAUCUAGCAGACAUUUUAGAGCAGCUUUCAGUUUAGUGGAAGAGUUGAGGAAAAGGGUCGUGAUGCAGGCAACAGAGACUUUUAUCAGGCAAAGUGAGCAAAAUGCAGCACAUGAUCAAGAAUCAAAACAGUUUAAGAGCUCUGAGGGUGGAAGGGCAAAAGUCAGAUAUAUUGCUGGAUGGUGUGUUGCUUCCCUUAAACAUAAUAAAAAGAAGCAAGUGAAAAGAAACUUAUAUAAAAAAAAUGCCAGAGGAACUGUAACUCUUGUAGACCAAGAGGUAAAAUGCUUAGAAGAGCUUGUGGUAACUCAGGAAGAGAUUUUUCAGAGUACAACGGAUGUAUCUUCUUUGAUGGAAGUGAAGAGAAAGCAAAAUGUCCGCCAAGGCCUGACAAAUGUGACAGAUUCCUGCUUUGAGUUCUUUCUUGAGCUUGACAAGCAAAUCAGGAAAAUGGAAACUAUUAAAAAUAUUCACAUAUACUCAAAACAACUUUACACAUUCAUUUUGAGUGAAAUAAAUGAAAGUCAACAUCUAAAAGAAAUGUGGAAGGCAUUAUUCAACAAUGCAGAGGGCAGGGAUGGGAUAGUUAUGAUUCUCUUUGAUCAGAUAGUGAACAAAUAUGUCAAAAUGUCUUCAAACCAGUUUAAAAAAGAAUGUAACAGAACAUUUGCAGUAGAAAAAGAACAGGCACACAGAAAGCAGAUUCUGAAGAAAAAGGAAAAGGCUGCAGCUUAUGGUGGACACUGGAAUAUGGAGAACAUUUAUAAUGACAAAAGUACAGACAAGAUUUCUUCUCACAGAUUCAUUCAGUGUCAGAUAGAAGCAAACAAUAAAUAUUUAAUCAACGGGCCUUUUCAGAAGAAACAUCUGCUUAUCUUAUGUGCAGCCUAUGGUAUUACCACAGCAAAAAAUAUUACAAAACAAGACUUAUCAGAUACGCUGAAGAGUGUAAUACUUUCAUCUGAUAAGAUGGUGAAUCCUGAUGCAUUCCAUUCUGAUGAAGAUAAACCAGGUCAAAGCAUAUCCUCAAAGUCAAAAGAAGCUGGAGUGUCAAGUGAAAAUAUAUCUAAUUCUAAACAUGCUCAAGAAGUAACGACUGACCAGGUUUCCACUCAGGAGAGUGCUAGUGGAUCAAAAAAUAAGAGAAUUCGACAAUCAACAAAAUCCAAAGGGAAGCGUUUGGUAAAGAAAAGCUAGAACUAUUCAUUGGCCAUGUGGAAUUUGUGAACAGGAGUGUUUUGAGGAGGCAGUAUGUUGUGAUAAUUGUGAUACAUGGCAUCAUUUUCAUUGUUUAUUUAUAGAUAAAGAUGAUGAGCAGUUAAAAUCAGAACAGUGGAUGUGUCCUAAUUGUAGAGAAAAUGAAUGUUAUGAUAUGAAAUGAAAUAUAUGUUACUGAUCCUUAUCUGAUGAAAAUACUAGACAUGAAUAUUUGGGGAGGGGGGUAGUCACUGUCAGUGUCAGUGUUCAUAUUUGAAGGCAGCAAUGUACACAGAAUUAUUUUCUCUCCAUGCAAUGUACUCUACAUUGAAAACAUAUAACUCCUGUUAGGAGAGUUAUUAUUUGAAUUUUUUUAAAAUCAAAUCAUUUAUUAAUUACCAAUUAAAAACUUUACUUUACUUUGGCUUCUUAUUCUUUGUCAUUGACUUAUAUUUAUAUGCUGGAAUGGUUUUAAUUUCACAUUGUACAUGAAUAUCAUUUUAAAAUUUUAUCAAUUUAUUUCAUUGGAAAUAACUUUGGAAAAAAUGAAAUAAAAUAAAUUUCCUACCCACCUACCCUAUUUUUUCAGACUGGUAGCAGGAAACAAGAUUUUUUGGGGGCCUUAGUGUACAUGAUAUAUGUAACAUGUUUUUCCCAAUAUUUAUUUCCCAGACAUCAUAACAUUAAAAAUGUUUAUAUACAUAAAUAUUACCAAAUAUACAAAAAAUACGUACCAUAAAACCACAGCUGUAUUCUUCAUGUUCAUGGCCAUUGCGAAUUUGAUUUUCCCUCCGUUUCAGUGCACUAAUUCGAGAGUUACUUUGAGUACGAGUUAUCUACAGAAAGCGACCAAUCAGAGCGCAGCUUUUAAAUUACUCCGGAAGAACAUAUGGAAAGAACUGUCGCCAGAUCCAAAUGUCGAAAAAAGAGGUUAGUUAUAUGACUAACGGUGUGCGUUGAUUAGAAUUUGACUGAAGAAUAUCAAAAUUGAAUCUAUAUUCCACUCACUCCUACUUGGUUGGCAGGGCAAGUUGCCCAGAAACUAGAUAACAAGUCCGAUAAAAAUUUGUGGUAGCGAAUUUCCUAUUUUUAGAUUCCUCCCUUGUGUAUUUUUAUAGUAGGGGUAACUUUAUUAAAAGAAGAUAAAUAUUUCGUGACAAGCCC
Molecule: messenger RNA, 3446 nt
Organism: Saccostrea cuccullata (small rock oyster)
Lineage: Eukaryota; Metazoa; Mollusca; Bivalvia; Ostreida; Ostreidae
Exons: 2
Coding region: 258-2282 (674 amino acids)
Source: RefSeq, a predicted model, not a curated record